GGGCCAAGUGCUGCUCUUCAGGCAGGUCUGAAGGUGAACUGCACCUCCCUCUUGAGCAGUCUUGAUCCCAGGAGUCAGGAGUGAACACAGCCGCCUGCCCGCUCUGGACACCAGGUCCUGGGAGCUUCCGGUUGGCAAGCGACAUCUCUGGGGUGUAACUGAGGCUGAUUUGAAACCAGAGGUAAACCGACAGUCACUGGCCCCACCAUGUCGCAAGUGAUGUCCAGCCCCCUGCUGGCAGGAGGCCAUGCAGUCAGCCUGACUCCCUGUGAAGAACCCAGGAGGGUCCUGCACCCAGCACCCAGCCCCAGCCUGCCACCCCAGUGUCCUUACUACACCACAGAAGGCUGGGGAGCCCAGGCCCUGAUGGCCCCUACACCCAACAAGGGGCCCCCCAGCAGGCUCCAGCAAGGCCCACAGACUGGGGCCAAAGCCAGCUGCCUCCUACAGUCCCCUGCUGAGCAGGCCUCAGGGGCCCUGGAGGACCUUGACUCCUACAUUGACUUCUCACUGGAGAGCCUCAACCAGAUGAUUCUGGAACUGGACCCCACCUUCCAGCUGCUCCCCCCAGGAGCUGGUACGCCCUGGGCCGAACCUACCCAGAGCAUUACCACAAAGAAAAAGAAAGACGAGCCUGAAGCCUUGGACAUAAAGUACAUCGAGGUGACCUCCACCAGAUCAAGGUGCCAUGAUGGCCCCCAGCGCUGCUCCAGCCCAUCUGUCACUCCACCCUUCGGCUCCCCACACAGUGGUGGUCUCCUCCUUUCCAGAGACAUCCCUCGAGAAACUCGAAGCAGCAGCGAGAGCCUCAUCUUCUCUGGGAGCCAGGGCAGGGGGCACCAGCGCCCCCCUCCCCACUGUGGGGCUCCCUCCUCUCAUUCCCCACCUUCUCCCAGCAUCUCCAUCCCCUGCGUGGGGAACAAGACGUCAGGCCCCCAUGGCUUGGGCUCUCCACUGGUGGCUUCUCCAGGCUUGGAGAAGGGGCUGGGGGGCCUGGCCCCACAGCGGGGCAGCAGGGUCUCUGUAUUGUCAGCCAGCCCAGCAUCCGACAUCAGCUAUGUGUUUGGAAGCAGCCAGUCCCUCCUCCACUCCAGCAUCUCCAGCCAUCAGUCAUCUUCUAGGUCCUUGGAAAGCCCAGCCAGCUCUUCCUCCAGUCUCCACAGCCUUGGCCAAAUGUCUCUUCGCCCAAAAGCCAGUGACUUCCAGGUCCCCAGCAACCCCACUGCAAGCAUGGGCCAGCCCAGAGCAACCCACUCCCCACCACUGGCCAAGGAGCAUGCCAGCAGCUGCCCGCCCUCCAUCACCAACUCCAUGGUGGACAUACCCAUCGUGCUGAUCAACGGCUGCCCAGAACCAGGGUCUCCUCCAUCCCAGCCGACCCCAGGACACCAGGACUUUGUCCGACCUGGGGCCACUUCUUCCGGCCACUCCUGUCCGGCCACCAGGAGCCACAGCCAGACCCUGCCAGAUGCCCCUCUUACCACAUCCUCGGAGGGUCCCCCCAGGGACAUGCAGCCCACGAUGAAGUUUGUGAUGGACACAUCUAAAUACUGGUUUAAGCCAAGCAUCACCCGGGAACAAGCAAUCGAGCUGCUGAGGAAGGAGGAGCCAGGGGCUUUCGUCGUGAGGGACAGUUCUUCCUACCGAGGUUCCUUCGGCCUUGCCUUGAAGGUGCAUGAGGCUCCUGCACCUGCCCAGAACCGAUCAGGUGAGGACAACAGUGACCUCAUCCGCCACUUCCUCAUUGAGUCUUCUGCCAAAGGGGUGCAUCUCAAAGGAGCAGAUGAGGAGCCUUACUUUGGGAGCCUCUCUGCCUUUGUGUGCCAGCACUCCAUCAUGGCCCUGGCCCUGCCCUGCAAACUCACCAUCCCGCAGAAAGAAUUGGGAGGUGGAGAAGCCUCAGACCCUGCUACAGGCAGCCGGGCCUCCUGCCUAAAGAAAUCCGCAGGCUGCCAUGCCCUGUACUUGACCUCCGUGAGUGUAGAGACCCUGAGCGGAGCCCUGGCCGUGCGGAAGGCCAUCUCAACCACCUUUGAGAGGGACGUCCUCCCCACACCAACCGUGGUCCACUUCAAAGUCACCGAGCAAGGCAUCACCCUGACGGAUGUCCAGAGGAAGGUGUUUUUCCGGCGCCAUUACCCCCUCACCACCAUCCGCUUCUGUGGCAUGGACCCCGAGCAACGGAAGUGGCAAAAAUAUUGCAAGCCCUCCUGGAUCUUUGGAUUUGUGGCCAAGAGCCAGACAGAGUCCCAGGAAAAUGUAUGCCACCUGUUCGCAGAGUAUGACACGGUCCAAUCGGCCUCCCAGGUCCUCAGCCUCGUGGGUACUCUGCUGCAGGACACAGAGAGGAUGUAGGGGGAGGGAGCUCCCUCUGCACCUUCCCAGACAUCCCAUCAUACACUGAUGAGCCAAUCUAUUGGACUGGAGGAGAGAGAUACCACACCUUGGUGAAAUCCUUGAAACCCUGUGACCUUCAUCAGUGACCUUCAGCCAGACCCCACUGUGUCUCAGUUUCCUCAACCAAAUAAGGAGGCCAUAGACAGGACCAGCUGUUCUCAGACUUUGGUGGGCAUCUUAACAAGUUCCCUGUGAUCCUGAAGCACACCCACACCUGAGGACCACAUGGAAACAACCUCUGAGGACCCCGGACUCCAUCAACGUGGAUACUACCAACACAGCAGCUUGAGUUAGAGACGUGUGACCCUCUGUCGUGGCAAACAGCAGGUGCUGGGUCAGGACCCAUGCUACCCUAGCUCAAGGCUGACCUGGGAAAGAUGGUCUGCAAGAAUUGACCAAAGGAGGAAUGGACUGACUCUAUUUCCCUCCAUAUCCGUUUCUUCCCCCACCCCACCCCCCUGCCACUUCUGCAAUUGCUUCUUGGGCAGCUGUUCCCAGGACAAAGCAGGAUCUGCCUGCCCUGGAUUCUUUAGGCCAAUGUGGCCAUGAUUGUCAGGGCAGCUUAGCAAGGGGAAACUUGGCCCUAUGGUCAGAGACCACCCAGCUGUCCUCACAUUCCCGAUGUCUAAUCCCCGCACUGCAAAUGAGUAUCAGCCCCAUCUUUUCUUUCAAUUUUUUUGUUAGCAAGUGUCCUCCAGCUGGUGUCACAACUGCCCUAAUGCUCCUUAUGCAACCCACAGGAAGGAGGUGGGGGCCGGGAGACCCGACACAAGGGUCAGCUUUCUCUGGUUCUGCCUCAGCCCCAGUCUUGUUGAGAGUCUCCUGGUCCCCAAAACACACUCAUAGAGAAACGCCGACAAGUGUGCACAGCAGUAGGGCAUCAACUGGCCUUCCAGCCACACGGGAGCAGCAGAGAGUCAUGAAUGCAAACAGCCAGCCAACUCCAGAGGCCUGGAGAAGCUGGGCGGUCUUUCUCCCACCCCACUUCCAUCAAGACUCCCAAGAAGCUGGAAUAGUUUGUCUAACAGGCCUGGGGUCCUAAGAAAACCACAACAUGAGGAUGGAAGAGGCUCGGAGAAGAAGCCCACUUUUGUUCUACCAGGAGCAAGUGCCUGCCUCCUCCCAGCUGUGGGCCCUGCCACCGCAUCAUUAUCAUUAUCUUUGGCCAAAGCUGAGCCUGACAGAUUAUGGUUUCAACCCAGGCAGCCAAACUGGACUGAAGCUGCCCUGGGCUGGAGGGACUGGCUGAGAGCAGCCCACCCAGCCUGUGCUCAGGCACUGCCCCAUCCCUGGAGAGUACAGAACACUGGACAAGGUUCUCGAGGUCACAGUGGCCAAGUUCUCAAGGUUAUAUUCAGGCGGCUGGCAGAGACCCCUUUUACCCAUGGGUGCCUGUGUAGUUCCCAUGGAAAAUAAAAUUUCUGUCUUGGCAUAA
This is a messenger RNA of Acinonyx jubatus (cheetah), 3832 nucleotides long. RefSeq names its product tensin 4 (gene TNS4). The coding region runs from base 208 to 2355 and encodes 715 amino acids. The record is from RefSeq and is a predicted model, not a curated record. NCBI's taxonomy places the organism in Eukaryota, Metazoa, Chordata, Mammalia, Carnivora, Felidae. The transcript has 13 exons. Gene Ontology annotation, molecular function: protein binding.